GGUCCCGACCCCUUCCCUGGGGUUGACAUUUCGUCCUGGGUCCAUGUGUGAUGGUCGUCCCGGAGCUCAACAGCGCUCCAGAGGCCGACGUCAAGCAAAAACGCGGGGAUCUAAACGUCUACAUCGUCGGAGAUCUGGCCCCUCUUCGUCGUCGUCGUCGCCAGCUCGUCGGCGAUUUGGGUCCUCCGCCGCUCGACUACCUCCUCGGAUGCCCUGCCCAGGGGCCGGGUCGUACGGCAGCGUGUGCGAGGCCGAGGACGACACUGAGAACAAGCACGUCGUCGCCAUCAAGAAGUGCAAGGACUGGGUCUGCGGCCACGAAGGCAGUACACUGCCAUCCGGGCAUAGGGUGGGCGAUUCGACUAGCCUGCCCCGGCAGUGACGGUCUCCAGACGAUGGGCCUUUAUCUUCAAGUGCCACGAAGUGUCAUCGUGGAGCGCGUCCUUGAACUGAUGACAGUGUCAGGUGUGCUCCUGCCUGUGCAGGCUUCCUGCUGGGUUCGCUCCCAACUGGAGCCUUGAAAUAGCUGUCCACAUGCGCAGUUGAUUGCUCCAGAGCUGCCAGCUGUUGCAAGUAUGACCGAAGAUUGCUAUUCGGUCGGCGUUGUCUUGCGAAGUUUGGCUUCAGGGCAGGCUCUGCUAUCUCAUCGCGUCAUGCGGAGCACACUAGGUGGAACACCUCUGUCACAUGACUGUUUUGCUCUCCGGCCAUUCAGAGAAUCGUGCUUGUUUCUGUGAUGCUUGCCUUGCAGCUUUGCGUGUCAGCAGUAUUCGGCACGAUUUGCUUUGACGAUGCGCCUCUGCGGCGAGCCUGAGUUUUCUCUUUGCCACACCCUGCGCGCCUCGAGCACUUCUGCGCUGCGCUUGCGCGGUGCCUUGCGAGGGCGUCGCAAGGACGUAUUUUCUGACCUCAUAGACUGCAAGCGCAUCUUGCGUGAAAUCUCUAUCUUGACCCAGCUGAAUCAUGGAAACUGUG
This is a messenger RNA of Prorocentrum cordatum, 975 nucleotides long. NCBI's taxonomy places the organism in Eukaryota, Dinophyceae, Prorocentrales, Prorocentraceae. The record is from the annotation of a GenBank genome assembly.